GCCCAAGGCUGGGGCUGUCCAGCGGGGCAUGAAUGAGAGCCUCUCUUCAUGACUGCCUGCCGUUUUGUGGCAGGCCCCCUCCUUCUCCCACCUCCUCCUUGUGAAACCUGCUCUCUCCCUCUCUUCUCUGAGCUCGGCCCCUCUUGCCUGCUUGUGCUCCUGAGCUCUGCCCCUCCAGCUGGAGACGCAGGUUUAUCUGGAGGCCAGGAGUCUCAUUUGUAAGCCGAGAUCCAGAAGGAGAAGGAGGGAUCUGCUGGACCCUGGAGGAGAGAAAGGGUUUAGCUGCCCAGGAGAACUGAGGAGAGGCAGAGCCUGGGCACCAUGGCUGGAUUCUCCGCUCUUGGGCUUCUCUGCCUUUGUCAGCUAUUAGCCACAUCGUCUGCUCAGAGAGUAGGACCACAAGGCCCUCCCGGACCCCGAGGACCGCCUGGACCAUCUGGCAAGGACGGGAUAGACGGGGAGCCGGGCCCUCCUGGUUUGCCUGGUCCACCAGGGCCAAAAGGUGCACCAGGGAAGCCUGGAGCAGCUGGUGCAGCUGGAUUACCUGGUCUUCCUGGAGUGGAUGGUUUAACAGGAACUGAUGGCCCACCUGGCCCAAAUGGGCCUCCAGGAGAUCGCGGUGCAAUAGGACCUGCUGGACCACCUGGACCAGCUGGCAAAGGACUACCAGGACCUCCAGGGCCUCCAGGACCCAGUGGACUCCCAGGUGGAAACGGAUUUCGGGGUCCUCCUGGGCCUUUUGGUCUACCAGGUUUCCCAGGGCCUCCUGGACCUCCAGGACCUCCCGGUCUUCCAGGCAUCCUUCCUGAUGGCGGUGGGGAUCUUCAGUGCCCAGCUUUGUGCCCACCAGGUCCUCCAGGCCCCCCAGGAAUGCCAGGGUUCAAGGGGCACACAGGUCACAAAGGAGAACCUGGCGAAAUAGGAAAAGAAGGAGAGAAGGGUAGUCCUGGCCCUCCAGGUCCUCCAGGCAUUCCCGGCAGUGUUGGCCUACAGGGUCCAAGAGGACUAAGAGGACUUCCUGGUCCAAUGGGUCCAGCCGGUGACAGAGGUGACAUUGGUUUCAGAGGGCCACCUGGAAUCCCAGGACCUCCAGGAAAAGCUGGAGACCAAGGAAACAAAGGACCUCAAGGAUUCAGAGGGCCCAAAGGCGAUACUGGUAGACCUGGACCAAAAGGAAACCCAGGGGCUCGUGGACUCAUAGGAGAACCUGGCAUACCUGGCAAAGACGGACAAGAUGGAGCUCCUGGACUCGAUGGUGAGAAGGGUGAUGCAGCUCGCAUGGGUGCUCCUGGAGAGAAGGGCCCAAACGGACUUCCUGGAUUGCCUGGAAGAGCAGGUAUUAAAGGCUCAAAGGGUGAACCAGGCAGUCCUGGAGAGAUGGGAGAGGCAGGUCCCUCCGGAGAGCCUGGCAUCCCUAUGGCCGCUUCCAGGCACAGAUAUGCGUACCCUGCAGCAGAGGUGCAAGCCCCCCAAGGUGGGCUGUGUGGCCUAGUGAAUGCAGCAGUGGGCAGGGAGCUGGGGAAUGAAAUGACCUGGCGCUGCGGUGGGUUGUGGAGGGUGGAUUUGCUGCUCCCAAAUGGCAUGGCUGACCGUGAGAGAGGCCUGCCGGGACCCAGAGGAGCGACUGGCCCACUUGGUCUUCAAGGUCCAAUGGGAGCCCCAGGUGUAAGGGGCUUUCAGGGUCCCAAAGGUGCCAGUGGGGAACCUGGCCUUCCUGGUCCAACUGGAAUCCGUGGAGAGUUUGGUGACAGGGGUCCUACCGGCGUUACUGGUCCCAAAGGUAACCAGGGCAUUGCUGGAGCAGAUGGCCUCCCAGGUGACAAGGGAGAACUGGGUCCCUUUGGUCCCCCUGGCCAAAAAGGAGAGCCAGGAAAAAGAGGCGAGCUUGGUCCUAAAGGUGCCCAAGGACCUAAUGGGACUGCUGGUGUACCAGGGAUUCCAGGUCAUCCAGGGCCAAUGGGCUUCCAGGGAGAGCAAGGUGUUCCCGGCAUUACAGGAAAACCUGGCCCUCCUGGCAAAGAGGCCAGUGAACAACAUAUAAGAGAACUCUGUGGGGAAAUGAUAAAUGAUCAAAUUGCACAGUUAGCUGCUAAUCUGAGAAAGCCGUUAUCUCCUGGAAUGACGGGUCGUCCUGGCCCCGCUGGUCCCCCAGGUCCUCCGGGAACAAUGGGAAGCAUUGGGCAUCCUGGUGCUCGUGGUCCCCCUGGAUAUCGGGGACCAACAGGAGAACUUGGCGAUCCGGGUCCCAGAGGUGAUGCUGGUGAAAAGGGAGAUAAAGGACCAGUUGGUCAAGGUAUUGAUGGGCCUGAUGGAGAUCAAGGACUUCAAGGACCACCUGGUGUACCUGGAAUAAGUAAAAAUGGUCGGGAUGGAGCUCAAGGUGAACCCGGUCUUCCAGGGGAUCCUGGUACUCCUGGUGCUAUUGGGGCUCAGGGAACUCCAGGAAUAUGUGACACAUCAGCUUGCAUGGGAGCUGUUGGAGCAUCAACUUCCAAAAAAUCAUAAAACAACAUUACAAGAAGUGGAGAAGUGACUGAAUAUUUAAACAAACAGUGCAUUGUAAGAAAACAGAGAGAAUCCUCCUAGUGAUAAAUGGACAGAUGUUCCUUCUAUUAAAAUGAAUUAAGUGGAGACUUUGACAUAGUAAUUCAGUUCUAUGAGGGAAAAAAAAAGCAUCAGACAAAAACUUUUAUGCUUUGAAUAUUUUCUCCUCCCCCAGUUACCUUCCAGAAUCUUUACUGCUAAACUAUCUCACCUUCCCUUUCUCCCUUUGUUGAAGAGCCCUGCAAGAGGAAGCGUUGUUCCUUUUUACCAUCAUCUCCCUAACUGUACUAAAGACCAUGGCUAUUCUGUACAAGCAUUUGAGCCAACUGAAUUCCUUGGUACUGCUCCUACUGACUUCAGUUACACUAGUUCAUGCACUGAAGUCCAAACUGUUCAGUUAUUUAGGCUCCUAAAUGCUUUUUACAUAAAUGGAAAUUAGGCAUUUAAAUAUCCAAUAUCUUUUUGGACUACAGCCUAAGUGAAGAUCAUAGCCCAUGUAUGUUUCCUGUCUAUUCUCAGGCUUCUGAUUGCGCCUCAAAUAUUUGCCAAGACUAGUAAACUUCUUGCAAUCAGAUUCUGCAAAAGGUGUAAUGUAUAUAUUUUAAUUUACAGGGGAGAAUUUUUGUAUAUUUCCAAAUAAUAAUAAAGGAAAUUAAGUAACAGCAUUCUCAUGACCUCUACUUAAGCUAUUUGCACAGGAAUUGUGAAUGAAACCCCAAAUAGGAAGGGAUGCUCUUCUAAAGACCAGCCAAAAAAAACCUGUAUGAACUGUUGUAAAAAUAAAAGGAGAUUUUUUUUAACCUUUUCUUUGUGAUGCUGUAAGUGUCAUUAUAAACAUCAAUGCUUUGAUGAGCUCCAUUUUGCUGAACUGUUUUAACUAGGAUUGUUUGGAAAUAAAUUGCUGCAAAAUUGUGAAUAUCCGUGAUUUAAAACACUAUUUAUUUUGGAGACAUUUUUGUACUUUAAAACCUGUUAGCGUCAUCUAUUUAAAAAAGAAAAUUAAUAAAGCCACUCUCAGUUCACAAACUAUUCUAUUUCUGUCCUAAAUGUUGCAGUUUAUGAACAACAGAGCCAUAUUAAUCUUUAAACAUGAAAAUAGCUUGUGCCUUUAAAUAAUCUACUGUUUACAAUAUGCCACUUUUGGACUAAAGUAACAAUACAAUAAACUGUUGGACAGUUGUGUGAUAAACAUUAAAAUUAGUACUGUACGUUAAAAACAAUGCUAACAGCAUUGUAUUACUCUUGGGAGGAAUGUGUUAAAAUAUGCAUAGCAAAUGUGAA
Messenger RNA from Struthio camelus australis, 3825 nucleotides. The record is from RefSeq and is a predicted model, not a curated record. NCBI's taxonomy places the organism in Eukaryota, Metazoa, Chordata, Aves, Struthioniformes, Struthionidae.